Messenger RNA from Parnassius apollo (apollo), 630 nucleotides. Lineage: Eukaryota; Metazoa; Arthropoda; Insecta; Lepidoptera; Papilionidae. The record is from the annotation of a GenBank genome assembly.
AUGCCGAGGGUGUACAAGCCAGAUCCUCGUGGAAAGAGAUAUAAAAAGUACACCAAGGAACUCGUCGAGCAGGCUCUUCGUGAGUAUAGCGAGGGGAGCAAUUCCUUGAGCAACGUUGCCGAAAAAUUUCAAAUUAAUAAAUCUGUCCUCUAUAGACACAGUAUUAAAAAUGUGAAGACCCAAGGAGGCCAGACAGUGUGUAAGUUAGGCGUUACGGAAAAAAGAUUUAAAAAUAACUUACCUGGGCCGGAUUUCGCCAGAAGUUUUUUGAAAAGGCACAGUGAUAAAAUAUCUCAGAGGGUAUCACAAAAUAUUAAAAGGAAUCGAGCUGCAGUCUCUCCAGAUACUAUUAAAGAGUAUUUUCAACAGUUACAAAUUUCUGUUAGUGAUGUUCCGAUCGAAAAUAUAGUCAACUACGACGAAAGGGAUUUAGCUGAUGAUCCCGGCAGAAAAAAGAUCAUUACUAAGAGAGGAACAAAAUACCCUGAAAGGCAGCUUUCAUACAAAAUAUGUAAGAAAAUCAGUGUAGAAGAUGAAAGUUGUGUCUAUUCACCACAUUUUAAGGAUCUGAAUGUAAGGAUAAGUGGAAAACUUACGCAGCGUCUUCGUGCACCAUUUGAAACCACCUAA